Messenger RNA from Ceratosolen solmsi marchali, 1364 nucleotides. RefSeq names its product tRNA (guanine-N(7)-)-methyltransferase non-catalytic subunit wuho (gene wuho). The record is from RefSeq and is a predicted model, not a curated record. The transcript has a single exon. Gene Ontology annotation, cellular component: tRNA methyltransferase complex; nucleus; cytosol. Bases 143 to 1300 code for a protein of 385 amino acids. Gene Ontology annotation, biological process: tRNA modification; RNA (guanine-N7)-methylation. Gene Ontology annotation, molecular function: protein binding. NCBI's taxonomy places the organism in Eukaryota, Metazoa, Arthropoda, Insecta, Hymenoptera, Agaonidae.
AUGGUGAAAGCACGUGGUUUUGAAUAGCUCAAUAAGGCAAUACAGUUUUCUGUUUUCUAGUUAAUUAAUGACCUUGUAAAUAGUACAUUAGCCGGUAUAUUAAGAGGAACUAGAUUGAUGUUCUGAAUGACUAGCAUUAAACAUGAGCUUUUCAAUUCGCAAUUCUCAUGUCGUUUUAUGCAACAAUGAUAGUGUUUUAAUUUAUAACCUAGAUAGCCAAAUUAGAAAUAUCAUUGCUUUACCUAAACUUGAAAGUAAAAAUGAAAUUCGAGCUCAUAACAGGGAAGAAAUCGAAACGUUUCAUAUACUAAUAUGUGUGGAAUUUUCCAAUGAUGGACAAUAUUUUUUAGUUUGUGCCAAUCGUAAACAGUUAUGUUUGUUUAAAACAGAGACCUUAGAACUUAUUUCGAAUCGAAAGAUGCAGAGAGCAGCGAGUAAAGUUAGAUUUCUUCCAAACAAUGAUAUUGUUGUAGCUGACAAAUCCGGGGAUGCUUAUUUAUUUUCAACCUCAAAACCAAAUGAAAAUGGCCAAUUACUGCUCGGUCAUUUAUCGAUGCUGCUAGAUAUUUUAGUGACAGAUGAUCAAAAAUUUAUAAUCUCGGCAGAUAGGGAUGAGAAAAUUAGAGUUUCCAUGUUUCCUAAUAGUUAUAAUAUAUUAUCUUAUUGUUUAGGUCAUAAAGACUUUGUUACCAAUAUUGCUGUUGUUCCUCAUAAUAAAAGUAUUCUCGCGUCUAGUGGAGGAGAUGGGACUUUAAUGUUUUGGGAUUUCAAGACUGGAAAGGAAUUAUUAACUGUUUAUUUCCAUGAAAAAUUAUCCCAAAGCGAUUUACUUAAAGUAAAUGAAACUUUAAAAAAACACAAUUUAGAGGAAGGUGUGACAGUUUCACCAGUGAAGCACUUAAAAUUACUACAACUCAACGAAGAAAAUUCCAUUAUUUUAAUUACUUUUUAUUGCAGUAAUGCAAUGCUAGUUUAUAGAAUAUCUGCAGAAGAAAAUAACUUAAAUGUAAAAUAUUUGUCAUUAGUUACGUUAGAACAGGAGCCUUUAGAGUGUCAGUAUCAUAAAAAUAAUUUAUGGAUUUUAAUGGAUAAAAAAAUUGAAAUUUACAAAUUUAAUGGAGAAACAUUGAUCAUUGAUUCUAAUUUAAAUAUGCAAAUUCAAACAUUAAAUGAACUUUGGAGUACACAUUACCAAGGAUUAAAUCAAACUUUGUUACCAAUACUAUACAAGAGAAAAUUCGAUAAUUUACAAGAAUACCAGGAAAGGAAAAAAUUAAGAUUAGUUAAAAAAGAUGCCUAAUCUUGAGAAGAUAUUUUUUUUUAUUACCGAAUACAAAUAUUUAUUAAUAUAAAUCAUGUUAUCC